Molecule: messenger RNA, 2640 nt
Organism: Arachis stenosperma
Lineage: Eukaryota; Viridiplantae; Streptophyta; Magnoliopsida; Fabales; Fabaceae
Product: G-type lectin S-receptor-like serine/threonine-protein kinase At1g11330
Exons: 7
Coding region: 52-2463 (803 amino acids)
Biological process (GO): recognition of pollen; protein phosphorylation
Molecular function (GO): ATP binding; protein serine/threonine kinase activity
Source: RefSeq, a predicted model, not a curated record
UCAUCUUCAUCAUCUGCUUCCUAACUCUCUAAUUUGGAUCAACAUCUGAUUAUGGAGCUAACGAGACAUUUCAUAGACGUAACCGUUUUGCUCUUACUAUCCAUGAACGUUGGAAAUUCCAGAGACACUAUCACACCCUCAGAUCCCCUUAAUGGACCAGAAACUUUAAGCUCUAAUAAUGGCAUGUUCCACCUUGGAUUCUUCACGCCAACAAACUCCUCCUACCUCGGAAUCUGGUACAUGUCCAACCCUCCUGUCGUGUGGGUUGCCAACAGAGACCAACCUAUAAACGAUUCUUCUUCUGCUCUACUCCAAAUAUCUCAGGAUGGAAACCUUGUUGUCAUGGAUAAUGCAAACAACAGUAGGAUUCUUCUUUGGUCAACAAACCUCUCCAAUAUUUCAUCCAACACAACAGCGCAGCUUCUUAACACCGGCAACCUUGUGCUGCAAGAAAACACCACAGGAAGGUUCCUAUGGCAGAGUUUCCAACACCCUUCAAACACGUUAUUGCAGAAAAUGCAGCUCAGCACAAACAAGAUCACCGGUGAGAAAGUAAAACUCACUUCAUGGAGAACUUCUCAGGAUCCAUCCAUUGGAGACUUCUCCUUGAGUCUCGAAGGCCUUAGUAGCCCUGAAAUGGUCGUCUGGAAGGGAGUUCAACCUUACUGGCGUACCGGUCCGUGGAACGGUGUAACUUUUCUUGGAAUACCUGGAGAUAACAUAAACAAUCUUGAUGGAUUUUACUUGGAAAAAUCGUAUGAUGAUAACGGCACUUACUAUCUUUCUUUCAACUUUGCAAAUCAGUCCUUGUUGUUGAUCUGUGUGUUAACAGCUGAUGGAAACAUGAAAGACUAUUAUUGGGAUUAUGGGAAGAGAAAUUGGUCAAUCGUAUGGACAGCUAUUAACUCAGAGUGUGAUGUUUAUGGAAAGUGUGGAGUAUUUGGAAUCUGUGAUCCCACAAGUCAACCUAUUUGUAGCUGCUUAACAGGGUUUGAACCAAAGAAUGCUACUGAAUGGAAUAGGCAAAAUUGGAGUAGCGGUUGUGUUAGGAAGAAAGCUCUUCAGUGUGAGGAUAAUGGGUUUGUGGAGUUGCAGAAUACUAAGACACCAAACUUUGUAGAAUGGUCCUCUCCUACUGAAUAUGAUUGCAGAACUCAGUGCAUUGGAAACUGCUCUUGUGAAGCAUAUGCAUAUGAUGCUGGUAUUGGUUGCAUGCUAUGGGGUGGGAACUUAAUUGACAUUCAAAGGUUCUCAAGUGGAGGAACAGAUCUUUAUAUUCGUGUUCCCAAUUCAGAUCUUGGUAAAAAGAAAAAUAAUGUAACAGUAAUCAUCUCAGUUACAGUCACGGUAGGAGUGAUUGUCCUUGUGUCAUGCACAUUUAUCUUGUGGAAAAGAACUUCAAGGAAAGAUAGAGCAAAUUCCAGAGUUCAGGUCAGAAUUCAGAAAAAUGAGCUUCUUGAGCUUUCACAGUUUGAGUUUGAAAGGCUUGCUAUAGCAACAAACAACUUUCACUUAGAUAAUAAGCUAGGACAAGGGGGUUUUGGACCAGUAUAUAAGGGUACAUUGGAAGAUGGGCAGGAAAUAGCAGUUAAAAGGCUUUCAAGAGCAUCUGGACAAGGCCUAGAAGAAUUUAUGAAUGAGGUGUUGGUAAUAUCAAAGCUUCAACAUCGAAAUCUUGUCAGACUUCUUGGAUGUUGUAUAGAAAGAGAUGAAAAGAUUUUGAUCUAUGAAUACAUGCCAAAUAGGAGUCUUGAUGCAUAUAUGUUUGAUCCAUCUAAACAGAUUCUAAGUUGGGAACAACGUUUUGAUAUAAUCGAAGGAAUAGCUCGUGGUUUACUUUAUCUUCACAGAGAUUCUAGAUUAAGGAUUAUACAUAGAGAUUUGAAGUUAAGCAAUAUAUUACUUGAUGGAGAAUUAAAUGCAAAAAUUUCAGACUUUGGCAUGGCAAAGAUUUUUGGUUACACGGAAGAUGAGGCUAAUACUCGAAGGGUUGUCGGAACAUUUGGUUAUAUGCCACCAGAAUAUGUUAUGGAAGGACUAUUUUCAGAAAAAUCCGAUGUAUUCAGUUUCGGUGUUUUAUUAUUGGAGAUCGUUAGCAAGAGAAAAAAUACUAGUUUUUAUGAAGAUGCAGAAUCUUUAAGCCUUAUUGGAUUUGCAUGGAAAUUGUGGAAUGAUGAUAAGAUUACAGCUCUAAUAGAUCCAGAAGUAGCAAACAUGAGUAGUCUUGCAGAUAUAAUGAGGUGCAUUCACAUUGGACUUUUGUGUGUGCAAGAACUUGCAAGGGAUAGACCUACUAUGACUGCAGUAAUUUCAAUGCUUAAUAGUGAAACUGUUAAUCUUCCUCUGCCGAAGCAGCCAGCAUUCAUGCAUAGGCAGACAAUGUUGGAUAUAGAGUCUUCUCAUAGAAGUGAUGGAUCAUAUUCCAUCAAUUAUAUCAGCUUAACAAACAUCCAAGGAAGGUAGCAGAUUGGUUAUUUAACCUCUGAUCGCUGUAAAUCAGAAUUGUAAGCUUUAUUUUAACUUGAAAAAUCCAAAUUAGUUAGAAGAUCAACCAUGUUUCCCCGAAAUCCAUUCUUGUUCUGAUAAUUUUAUUUACUCUUGUGCAUGUUAUAACAUAUAUACAUUGUUAUAUAUUAUGUA